Messenger RNA from Ilyonectria robusta, 797 nucleotides. RefSeq lists its product as uncharacterized. The record is from RefSeq and is a predicted model, not a curated record. The transcript is spliced from 2 exons. The coding region runs from base 16 to 774 and encodes 252 amino acids. NCBI's taxonomy places the organism in Eukaryota, Fungi, Ascomycota, Sordariomycetes, Hypocreales, Nectriaceae.
UCUACCCUCGCGCAUAUGGCUGAAGCUCUUGCCAUUAUCCCUCUUUGCUGGGAAGCUAUAAAAUUGGGCAAAUCCCUUAUGCCUAAGGCGAAGGCCGCCAGUCACUAUGUCAACGAAGUCAGAGACUUAAGGACGAAGUACGGAGUACAAGCAUUCAAACUACGCUUUGAAUGCGACAAAGUCAUAAUAAAAGCAUCGAAGGAAGCUGAAAGUGCAGAUACCUUUUCACAAGACUUCACCCUUUCCUCUCUAUCGUCGUCAGAUUUAGAAAGUCGACUUGAUGCCUACCUUGGAUACUCUCGAGAACUCUUUAUAGCCACAUUGGAAGAUGCCUGCCAGAAAUUAAAAGGUUUCGAGGAAUUCUUCAGUCGAUUUGAUGUUACUGAUGAUCACGGAAAAGAAGGCGGCUCAGUUGCCCACCGGACUCAAAAUCGAAUUGACGUUGCCACCAAUCUAAAAGGAAAGGAGAAGGAUCUUGAGAGUCUCAAGGGACUAGUUGAAACCCUACGGGACCUUCGAAAUAUAGCUGAUGAAGAACAACUCCAGCGAUUAGUGCCUACGAAGUCUGCAUGUCUGCCUACCCAUUACAAACAGACCAGAGACGCUUCGGCGUCCUUGUACCAAGUCUUGACAAGAAAAUGGUCAUGUUCUAAUCCUGAACACUUCGGACACACAGCAAAACUAGUUUUGCCUUGGGAAAACAGGUGGGAUCAACAUGCUUGCCUCGACAUUCUCGUUCACAAUGAAGUUCAAAAUGACACGGGUGAACUGUAAGUUGUUCUUUUUCUCUAGGAAGU